GUACGGUCUCCACCCUCGCCAUGCUCAGAGCGGCUCCCUCCUUACAGCAACAUGGGCGAAGUGUGUCAGCUUUUGGAAGAAUCACGCUGGGAUGCUUUAAAGGAAGACUUGUCCCUCCUGGUUAUAUUCCCGCAAUUUCUAAUCUCUCCCCCUUGUUCCAUGAACAUCAAAUUCACACCACUGUACCAGCGCCUGAUAAAAAAUGGAAGAACAAACUUCCAAAACCAACCCUAACUAAACGAGAACCAUCUCUGGAAGUAAAGAAGGCAGCCGCCAAAGUUGCUGGAUGGAAGGAAUCGUGGGAUAUCAAGAAGAACUCUGUCAGUGUAGACACGGCCAUCUCCGCUGCCGAUGGCAUACGUGGCAAUGUAGGUUCAAAACUGACAAGCCAAUCGACAUCAUAUGCUUCGGAGGAUGUAGCAACUACAAAGCUUUCAGCAGGGCUUAAAGGCGCCACUUUAACAGAUAUUAUUCGUGCUCGGCCAGAAAUACUAAAACCAGCAGCAAAGGAACCUUCUUCGUCUGAUUCCAACUCUUCGUCAUCUGAUUCAAGCUCUUCGUCGUCUGAUUCUGAAUUAUCUUCAUCCGAAUCAGCAGCCAAACCAGCUGCUGAAGCUGCCAAACCAGCUGCUGAAGCUGCCAAACCAGCUGCUGAAGCUGCCAAACCAGCUGCUGGAACUGUCAAACCAGCUGCUGAAGCUGCCAAACCAGCUGCUGAAGCUACCAAACCAGCUGCUUCAGUAGCCAACCCAGCUGUUGAAGCUGUCAAACCACUUGCUGAAGCUGCGAAACCAGUUGAUAAACCUGAUACAACCAAGCCAUCUGCUGAAGCUAUCAAACCACCUGCAGGAGCUGUCAAACCAGCUGCUGAAGCUGUCAAACCAGCUGCUGAAGCUGCCAAACCAGCUGCGGAAGCUACCAAACCAGCUGCUGAAGCUACCAAACCAGCUGCUGAAACUGCCAAACCAGCUGCUGAAGCUGCCAAACCAGCUGCUGGAGCUGCCAAACCAGUUGCUGAAGCUGCCAAGCCAUCUGCUGAAGCUGUCAAACCACCUGCAGGAGCUGUCAAACCACCUGCAGGAGAUGUCAAACCAGCUGCUGAAGCUGUCAAACCACCUGCAGGAAAUGUCAAACCAGCUGCUGAAGCUGUCAAAACACCUGCUGAAGUUGUCAAACCAGCUGCUGAAGUUGUCAAACCAGCUGCUGAAACUGCCAAACCAGUUGCUGAAGCUGCCAAACCAGUUGCCGAAGCUGCCAAACCAGCUGCUGAAGCUGCCAAACCAGUUGCUUCAUCAGCCAAACCAGCUGCUGAAGCUGCCAAAUCAGCUGCUGAAGCUGCCAAAUCAGCUGCUGAAGCUACCAAACCAGCUGCUGAAGCUGCCAAAUCAGCUGCUGAAGCUACCAAACCAGCUGCCAAAUCAGCUGCUGAAGCUACCAAACCAGCUGCCAAAUCAGCUGCUGAAGCUACCAAACCAGCUGCUGAAGCUGCCAAAUCAGCUGCUGAAGCUACCAAACCAGCUUCUUUAUCUGCUGAAGCUGCCAAACCAACUUCUGUAGCUGCCGAAGCUACCAAACCAGCUGCUGUAGCUGCUGAAACUGCCAAACCAGCUUCUUUAUCUGCUGAAGCUACCAAGCCAGCUUCUGUAGCUGCUGACGCUCCCAAACCAGCUGCUGAAGCUGCCAAACCAGCUGCUGUAGCUGUUAAACCAGUUGCUGAAGCUGCCAAACCAGCUGUGGGAGCUGCCAAACCAGCUGUGGAAGCUGCCAAGCCAGCUGUGGAAGCUGCCAAACCAUCUGUGGGAGCUGCCGAACUAGCUGCUAAAGCUGUUGAAGGAGCAUCAGCUAAAUCAUCUGCUGAAGCUACCAAACCAGUUGCUAAACCUGUGACAACCAAACCAUCCACUGAAGCUGUGAAACUUGGUGCUUCAGCAGCCAAACCAGCUGUUGAAGCUGCCAAACCAGCUGCUUCAGCAGCCAAACCAGAUGUUUCAGCAGCCAAACCAGCUGCUGAAGCAGCCAAACCAGAUGUUUCAGCAACCAAACCAGCUGUUGAAGCUGCCAAACCGGCUAAACCAGCUCCUUCAGCAGCCAAACCAGCUGCUGGAGCUGCAUCAGCCAAGCCAGCUGCUGAAGCUGCAUCAGCCAAGCCAGCUGCUGAAGCUGCAGCAGCCAAACCAGCUGCAGCCAAGCCAGCCCCUGAAGCUGCAGCAGUGAAGACAGUCACAGACGUUGCAACAGCCAAGACAUCCUCUGAAGCUGUGGCAGCCAAGCCAGUUGGCGAAAUUACAACAGAAACAAUAUCUAAAGGUGCAACAAUAAAACCAAUUAUUGGAACAGUGAGGGAACAGGUUGUUGAAGCUUCACCCAAAACAGUUACUGAACAUGUAGCAGGAAAACCAGCUGUUGAAGCUGCAGUACCAGCCAAAGGAGCCGCAUCAUCAAUUCUGCCGGCAUAUACCACUAAAGUGGAGCCAAUUCAAGAUUCAUCACCAGAAUCCAAUGUUGAAGCUGUACAAGAAAGUGCUGUUGGAACUAAAUCGGCAGUAAGAGAAUUAGCUGAAACGGCAGAAAAACCCAUUGACACAUUAGUAGAACUAAAUACCAAAGAUUCUGAUAUAAAUAUGGAAAUUGCUAGUGCCCCUCUUGAGGUAGGAGCUGUUCCAUCUACUGCAGCUUCUGGUGAAUUGACAUCGACAACAAUCAGUGACGAAGGGGUUGGAUUACUGGGAGUAGGAAAUGUCACGGCAGUGAUUGGAGCCGUAGUAGAUGUUCUGUUCAAGGGAAACCUUCCUCCAAUUCUCAAUGCUCUUGAAGUACAGAAUAGACAACCUCGCCUUGUCUUGGAAGUAGCUCAACAUCUUGGAGGAAACACAGUGCGUACUAUUGCUAUGGAUGGAACAGAAGGUCUUGUCCGUGGACAAUCUGUCACCGAUACAGGAGGACCAAUUUCCAUCCCAGUUGGCCCAGCAACCUUGGGCAGGAUCAUUAAUGUCAUUGGAGAACCAAUUGAUGAGCGAGGUCCUAUGGGCACAACAGAACACGCUGCCAUCCAUGCUGAUGCGCCCAAGUUCGAGGAAAUGAGCGUAGAGCAGGAAAUUUUGGUGACAGGAAUAAAGGUUGUUGACAUGUUGGCUCCAUACUCAAAAGGUGGAAAGAUAGGAUUGUUUGGUGGUGCUGGUGUGGGUAAGACUGUACUUAUUAUGGAACUUAUCAAUAACGUGGCCAAGGCUCAUGGUGGCUACUCGGUGUUUGCUGGUGUUGGUGAAAGAACUCGAGAGGGCAAUGAUCUUUAUCAUGAAAUGAUCGAGUCUGGUGUAAUUUCUCUCACAGAUGAGACUUCCAAGGUAGCUCUGGUGUAUGGGCAGAUGAACGAACCACCAGGUGCUCGCGCUCGUGUGGCUCUCACAGGACUUACAGUUGCCGAGUAUUUCAGAGACAAAGAAGGUCAAGAUGUGCUCUUCUUUAUUGAUAAUAUCUUUAGAUUUACUCAAGCCGGGUCGGAAGUGUCUGCACUACUAGGACGCAUACCUUCAGCUGUGGGUUACCAACCAACGCUAGCCACUGACAUGGGCAACAUGCAGGAACGAAUUACUACCACAAAGAAGGGAUCCAUUACCUCAGUUCAGGCUAUUUAUGUGCCAGCUGACGACUUGACGGAUCCUGCACCAGCAACCACAUUUGCUCAUCUUGACGCUACUACUGUACUCUCUCGAGGUAUAGCAGAAUUGGGGAUCUAUCCUGCUGUUGACCCUUUGGAUUCUACUUCUAGAAUUAUGGACCCAAAUAUCAUUGGCAUCGAGCAUUAUAAUACUGCUCGAGGUGUUCAAAAGAUUCUUCAGGACUAUAAAUCACUACAAGAUAUUAUUGCUAUUUUGGGCAUGGAUGAGCUCUCUGAAGAAGAUAAAUUAACUGUAUCAAGAGCGCGGAAAGUCCAGAAGUUUAUGUCGCAGCCAUUCCAGGUUGCAGAAGUUUUCACUGGCUAUGAAGGAAAGUUUGUCCCUCUAGAAAAGACAAUUAAGAGCUUCAAAGAUAUUUUGUCUGGAAAUUAUGACCACAUUCCAGAAGCAGCUUUCUACAUGGUUGGAGACAUUGAAGACGUAACCAAAAAGGCGCAGCUACUCACCCAGUAAUAGAGCACUGCAGUGCUACAGCAGAACACGCUGUUCUGCAUGCAGACCAAAUAUCCUACUUUUGAGGUUGCAAUACUGGUUAUAUUAUUGAUUGUUCGCAGGCAAAAUGUAUUUUUUAGGCACUCCACUUUUGUAUUUGCCCUUUUAUAUGUGUUUUGUAGAAAUGCACUAUCUUACUUAAGGUAAGAGUAGUCUUGCUAUGAACUACUUGGCCCUUUGAUAAAAGAUAACUUGCUAUAAAAAUUAUUUGAAUAAUAAUGUUAAUUUAAAAAAUAUGUAUGCUGCAUUGAUUAUAUUAGCAUUCAUUGUAUGCAUACAUGGAACAACAUUUGCAAUAUUUUUUUUUUAUAAUUCUGCUAAUUACAUUGUUAGUUAUAUGCUGCACUUGAACGGUAUAGUAUUGGACUUAUUGUAUCAUAUAUUGUAAUUGUUUAUACUCUCAUGUGAUUUAAGCUAAUUCAAUAAAAUGCUUGCAAAAUCA
Procambarus clarkii (red swamp crayfish) is the source of this 4611-nucleotide messenger RNA. The record is from RefSeq and is a predicted model, not a curated record. Lineage: Eukaryota; Metazoa; Arthropoda; Malacostraca; Decapoda; Cambaridae.